AUGACAUCUCAAGCAGUCACCGAGUCACUUGAAAUGACGGACCGCCCAGUACCGUCCACCACUACUGCGCCGGAAGAAGCAGACAGUUCCGAAUCCUCGGAUGCUUCUUCUGCAGGCACACUGAAGCAUGAGACUACUCAAGGAAACACUCAAACAGUCACACAUGAGCUUUUACCAUCGAAUAGCGGAAACAAGAACGCUAAACGGUCGCAAGUACCAAUGCACAUCGAACACCCCUUCAAGAAGCAUGUCCUGUACUCCAUAGUUACAGUCAUUGCCAUCGGUAUUGCCUCCCUGGCAUCUGUUUGCUGGUUGAUCGCCUACAUCCAGACAAGGUCCAAGAAUGAGCAUCCUUACAUCACAGCUGAGAUAGUUGGAGGAAGAUUCUCUUCAACAGCAGCCAAACUUAUUGAUGCCGCCUUCUCUAUGUUGGUAGCACCAGCCAUCGUCGCAAUCGCCAACUGGCACAUGUUCAAACUCGCUCGACUUUCUGCUGUUAACGAGCACCGCGGAAGAAGCUCUGCAGUCAGCAUGAAGGUUCUCGUCGAGGUUGCCAACACUGAUUGGGGUUCGUUCAGUCCACUUAAAUUCUGGACCUUUGCUCGUUCAAAAAGACCUCGUGUUAUUUGCCUUGGGGCCAUCGCUGUGCUUUCAGCUUUGAGUUUUGCUUUGCUGAGCAACGUCGUCGCAUAUCAAGCCGGAAUGAUGCUCGAGUACAUUGUCAGAGGACCUUCAAAACAAGCUCAGCAGUUUACAGUCCUCGAGGCUCGAAUCAGCAACUGGAGGGCUUCUCAGAGCCAAUGUGUCGACCCGGUCACAAGGGCAACUGCCUCAAGAUGUCAAGAAGCUUUUCGACGCGCCCGUCUACCGCCUCAACCUGUCCUGCACAAGUUCCACUCCUAA
Fusarium poae is the source of this 903-nucleotide messenger RNA. RefSeq lists its product as uncharacterized. Bases 1 to 903 code for a protein of 300 amino acids. The record is from RefSeq and is a predicted model, not a curated record. The transcript is spliced from 2 exons. Lineage: Eukaryota; Fungi; Ascomycota; Sordariomycetes; Hypocreales; Nectriaceae.